This is a messenger RNA of Triticum turgidum subsp. durum (durum wheat), 1602 nucleotides long. Lineage: Eukaryota; Viridiplantae; Streptophyta; Magnoliopsida; Poales; Poaceae. The record is from the annotation of a GenBank genome assembly.
AUGACUCUUGUUGGUACGCUGGUUAUAAUUAUCAUGGCUACCUUGCUGUUGUAUUUUCUCAGAAAAAGCAAAAGAGUGGUAUUGUCCCAGAAGGAAUGGACACGACGAGGUCUGCUGCCCCCGGGGCCUGCCACACUGCCCAUCAUUGGGAACAUGCACCAGAUGGUUUGGAACAAGCCGGCAGUGUUCCGGUGGAUCCAUCGCCUUCUCAAGGAGAUGAACACACACAUCAUGUGCCUCCGUCUCGGAGCUACUCAUGUCAUUGUUGUGACAUGCCCAGAGAUAGCAUGUGAGGUACUACGGAAGAAGGAUGAAGUUUUCGCCUCCCGUCCCACCACCUUCGCCUCGGGUACAUUCAGCUUCGGGUACAAGGGCUCCGUCUUGUCACCGCAUGGAGAGCAGUGGAAAAAGAUGAGGCGCGUCCUCACCUCGGAGAUCCUCACCUCGUCCAUGGAGCAGAAGCUCAACCACCUACGGAAGGAGGAGUACGACCACCUUGUAAGGUACAUUAACACCACCGCUUGUCAUCGCAUGAUGCCACAUGCAAAAAACAUUGUCAACGUGCGCCAUGUGGCACAACAUUUCUGUUGUAACCUGAUAAGAAGGCUUGUGUUCGGUAAAAGAUACUUUAGCAACCUACCGGCUUCGUCAACUAAUGGGCCUGGAUAUGAGGACGAGGCACAUGCGGCCGCUCUUUUUAAGGCCCUCAACCAUGUGUACAGCUUCUGCGUGUCUGACUACAUCCCAGCCCUGGUAGGCCUCGACUUGGAUGGCCAUGAGGAGGUUUCCAUGGAUGUCAUGAGAACACUCAACCGGUUGCAUGAUCCCAUCAUAUGGGAGCGGAUCCAUGAAAGGUCAUCCACUCUUGAGAAAGGUGGUGAGGAUAAAGAGGUUAGAGACUUUUUGGAUGUCCUAGUUCAUCUUAAAGAUGCAGAGGGACAACCGUUGCUAUCCCUACAAGAAAUAAGAGCACAAACGGCGGAAAUGGUGCUUGCAGCAGUCGACAACCCAUCAAAUGCGGUUGAGUGGGCGCUCGCCGAGAUGAUGAACAGACCAGAGAUCAUGCAAAAAGCAACCGAUGAACUCGACGCUGUCGUUGGUAAAGAUAGACUAGUCCAGGAGUCUGAUAUUCCUCGGCUAAAUUAUCUCAAAUCGUGUAUCCGGGAGGCCUUCCGCAUACACCCAUACCAUGCUCUUAAUUUACCCCAUGUUGCAAUGGUGGACACCACUAUCACUGGCUACACCAUCCCAAAGGAUAGCCACAUCCUUUUAAGCCGGCUUGGACUUGGCCGAAACCCCAAGAUUUGGAGCGAACCAAUAGAGUUUCGUUCUGAGAGGCAUCUGAAUACCGUGAAUGUUCUUCUCACUGAGCCAGGCCUACGUUUCAUUUCUUUUAGCAGUGGGAGAAGGGGUUGUCAUGGGAUUUCACUUGGUACCUCUAUCACAAUGAUGUUGUUUGCAAGGAUGCUGCAGGGCUUCACUUGGACAAAACCUGCAGGCGUUAAAACUAUCAGUCUACAGGAAAGCAAUGCAAGCCUUGCCCUACUGGAACCCCUUGUUUUGCAAGCUCAACCACGGCUGGCUGCGUAUCUCUAUAAAUGA